AUGGCGGUGGCAGAUGCGGUCAUCUCCUUCGCUGUGGAGAAAACUGGUGAUCUGAUCCUGCAACAAGCAAAGUACCUGAGCUCGGUGAGCGGUAAAGUCAAAGAACUGCAAGCUGAACUAACACGCAUGCGUUGCUUCCUAAGAGACGCCGAGUCGAAACAGGGAGAUUCAAGAAGCAUACGCAAUUGGGUUGCAGAAAUCAGAGACAUCGCCUACGAUGCAGAAGACGUCCUCGAGAUAUAUGCGCUGAAAGAUGCAUCCCGGAACGUGUUUUCUACAUGCGGAAUCCGACGGAGAGAUCCGAUCUCGGUGUACAAGGUUGGAGCAGCUAUUGAUGAUAUUGAAGCCAAGCUUACUAAGUUAACAUCGAGGCUACCAGCUUAUGGAUUAAAGGAGUUAAAUGACGGAGAACGAGCCCGAAGCUCUUCAGAGAAAAGUGUCAUCCGUCGAUCUUAUUCUUACAAGAUUGAACAAAAUGUAGUCGGGUUGGAAGAAGAUGCAAAAUUACUGUUGACACAACUCGAACGUACUGAUUGUAAAGUUGUGUCGAUAUGUGGCAUGGCCGGUCUGGGAAAGACCACCCUUGCUAAGAAGGUUUACCAUCAAUGUAAAGUAGGACACUACUUUGGUUUCUUCAUUUGGAUAUUCGUGUCUCAGCAAUGGGGAAAAAGGAACAUUUGGGAAAAAUGUUUAAACGAGCUUCUGUCUCCUGAAUGGUCUUCAAGAGAUGAGGAGUUUGCAAAACAAUGGAAAAGGAUUCAAAGAAUGGAUGAUGAUGGUGUUGCCAAAAUGCUUCACGGUGAACUACGAAAGAAGAAAUGCCUAGUGGUGCUGGAUGACAUAUGGGACAACGCCUGGAAUGCUUUAAGUCCAGGGUUCCCAACAGAGGAGACAAGCAGCAAAUUUAUAAUUACCACUCGCAAUAGGAGCUUGGCUCAAGGGUUCAUCCAUGAACCGAGGUGUCUGAAUGAUUAUGAGAGUUGGGAGCUAUUUACAAAGACUGCAAUACCCACACGAAUUAGAAAUUCCAAACCAGCAGCUCACAAAAUUGAUGAGCGCAUGGAAAUUAUGGGGAAGGAAAUGGUGACACAUUGUGGGGGACUGCCCUUGGCCAUCGUUGUUCUUGGAGGGAUUCUCAAACAUAAAGAAACUAUUGUUGAAUGGGAGACGAUACGUCAAUGUAUCAAGCAUUAUUUAAAGGGAGAAAUGAUAUUUCAGCUAUUAGCUUUGAGCUAUGAUGAUUUACCCUAUGAGCUGAAACCCUGCUUCCUUUAUUUAGGCAUGUUUCCAGAGGAUUUUCAGAUAUCCGGAGAUAGACUAAUCAAUUUAUGGGUGGCCGAAGGAAUGAUACAUCCACCAAGAGUGGAGAGACAAGGAGAGGAAGCAUUGGAGGAUAUUGGAUAUCGUUACCUGACAGAGUUGGCAGAGAGGUACAUGAUUGUUGUUGCGGAAAGAGAUUCCAUUGGAAGAAUCAAAAAGUGA
Messenger RNA from Hibiscus syriacus, 1482 nucleotides. RefSeq names its product putative disease resistance protein At1g50180. Lineage: Eukaryota; Viridiplantae; Streptophyta; Magnoliopsida; Malvales; Malvaceae. Gene Ontology annotation, molecular function: ADP binding. Gene Ontology annotation, biological process: defense response to other organism. The transcript has 2 exons. Bases 1 to 1482 code for a protein of 493 amino acids. The record is from RefSeq and is a predicted model, not a curated record.